AUGGCGUCUUCGACUAAUCAACCACUCCCACAAGCGGUAUCAACACCGCAUUCCGCGCCGACGGACGUCGAGAAGGAAGCAAUUGUCGAAGACAAUAGCACAGGCAUCAAGAAAACUAUCGAUGAGAAACUUUUGAAACAUUCACACGAUGCAGACGCAGCGAUGAAGGCGUACGAGGGCAUGGAGGGUCAGGUUGUGGAGUUGACGGAGGAGAAGAGUAAGGCGCUAUUGAGGAAGAUUGAUAUGCAUAUGAUGCCGAUCAUGUGUAUUGUAUAUGGCUUGAACUACCUCGACAAGACUACACUAAGUUACGCAAGUAUCAUGGGCCUGCGUCUCCCUCCCUCGGACAACAAACUAGCAUCUGGUAUUGGUCUAGUUGGAGAUCAGUACUCGUGGUUGGGUAGCAUGUUUUACUUUGGGUAUAUCGCUUGGGAAUAUCCUACUACGCGUUUACUUCAAGUUCUGCCGUUGGGCAAAUACUCUGCGUUCAACAUUAUCAUGUGGGGCCUUGUGCUAUCCUGCUUCGCAGCAGUCGAAAACUAUGCCGGAGCGAUCGCCAUCAGGUUUUUCCUCGGCGUCUUCGAAUCAGCAGUAACACCUGGCUUCGCCCUCUUCACGUCGCAAUGGUACACCAAGAAAGAACAAGGUUCACGCACAGGUAUUUGGUUCAGUUUUAACGGCUUUGCGCAGAUAUUCGGUGGAUGCGUAGCUUAUGGCAUCGCUGUAGGCUGUCGCAAGUCGGGUACUACUAUGGAGCCAUGGAAGAUUAUCUUCCUAGUUACUGGGCUACUUACUGCAUGCUUGGGAAUUUUGUUUCUGUGGAUAGUACCCGACAAUCAGUUGAAUUGUAGGUGGCUGAGUAAGGAGGAUCGAAUCUUGGCAAUUGAACGCAUUAGGGUCAACGCACAGGGUGUGGGUAACAAACACUUCAAGUGGUACCAACUGAAAGAGGCGCUACUUGAUCCGUUGAGUUGGGCGUUUUUCUUCUACGCGCUGAUUGCCGAUAUACCUAACGGCGGCUUAUCAAACUUCUUCUCCCAACUCAUCGUCGGUUUCGGCUACACACCAGAACAAUCCCUUCUCUACGGCACACCGGGCGGCGCAGUCGAAGUCGUCUUCCUCAUCGCCUGCGGCUGGGCAGGUGACAAAUAUGGCUACCGUAUCCUCAUAUCCAUGAUCGGUCUCUGCACUGCUAUGUUAGGCAUGAUUCUCAUCGUCGCACUUCCGCUAUCCAGCAACUCUGGCCGUCUCGCUGGCUACUACUUGACGCAAGCCAGUCCUACGCCAUUCGUCGCCUUGCUCAGUCUCAUUUCGAGUAACGUGGCGGGGUAUACUAAGAAGACGACUGUAGCGGCUAUGUAUCUGAUUGGUUAUUGUGUUGGGAACAUCAUCGGUCCACAAACAUUCCGCCCUCAGGACGCGCCUCGUUUCGUGUCCGCGGAGAUCACCAUUAUCGUCUGUUGGGGCGUUUGUCUGGGUAUCCUGGCGUUCAUCCACUUCUAUUGCGUUUGGCAGAACAAGAAGAAGGCGCAGAUUCGUGCGGCGCCUGAAUACGUGAAGCUUGAUAACCAAGAGUGGCUUGACCUUACGGACAGAGAGAACCCAGAGUUUAUUUACACGUUGUAG
This is a messenger RNA of Alternaria atra, 1626 nucleotides long. RefSeq lists its product as uncharacterized. Gene Ontology annotation, molecular function: dipeptide transmembrane transporter activity; allantoate transmembrane transporter activity. The transcript has 6 exons. Gene Ontology annotation, cellular component: plasma membrane. The record is from RefSeq and is a predicted model, not a curated record. Lineage: Eukaryota; Fungi; Ascomycota; Dothideomycetes; Pleosporales; Pleosporaceae. Bases 1 to 1626 code for a protein of 541 amino acids. Gene Ontology annotation, biological process: transmembrane transport; tripeptide transport; dipeptide transport.